GCCGUGUGCCUUUGUGUGAUUUUGGUGACUGAGGUUGUGUUUUGUGAGGUUAUGUCGAUGUAAAACCAUUCAUAUUGUUGAAAGUCUUCAAAAUUAGGUAAUGAUGCGUAGAUCGUGUGUACAUUUUGCAAGAUGUGGUGCAAAUAUAACAAAUUUAGAUCGAAGUACUAUACGGCGUUCGGGUGGUGUAAGAUUUGUGUUUAAAUCUGGUGUUGUACAUGAGACUAUUUCAAGCCUAUCUGUAAGUGACAUAACCAUGUCAAGAAAUUCUCAUGUUAUAUGUAGGCAUUUUAGCAUUAACAAUGUGAAACCUGAAAUUUCAGAUGGAAAAAAGUCCAAAGAAGACAAUGUUUCAGUUGAUCUGAAAUCGUCAACAGGAGAAGAACCUAAUGACAAUAUAGAUGUAAAAGAUUUAUUUGACUGCAUAGAUUAUGAUGCAAUUGUUGGAAAUGAUUCUGAUUCAUUAAAUAAGUUUAAGUUGCUCCUUUUAGAGGUGGAAGUUUUGCGUCAAGAUGGAAUGAAAGUGCCGUCACAGUUAUCCACAGAGCAAUGGAAGGAGCUGUUCAGUUUGGAGUCAAGAUCACAGAGAAGAAAGUGUCUUGGGUAUUUGUGGACACUUGAGAUGAAGAAACAGGGUGAUAAAAGAAAGAAAGAGAGUAAAAGACUAGUCAUACUAGAGAAAAAGGCUGAACAAAUUAAGGAAAAUGAAAAUAAUGACCACAUUCGUUACGGUUUUCAAGGAAACACAAUUUUUAUGAGGAUAUAUGACUCUACAAUAAACUUAUUUGAUAAUAGCCGAUUAAUUCAAGCAAUGAUGUUUGGUCAAAACAUUGUUUUAGAUUGUGGCUAUGAAAAUAAUAUGUCAGCUAUAGAGAACAAACUCUGUGCCAAACAGCUCACCUACAUGUUUGCUGAAAAUCGAUUGAGUGCAGAUCCUUUCAAUAUUCAUUUUUGUAAUAUGAAUAAAAAUGGUGUCCUUUACAAACAGUUUCUCAAACAUAUUCCUACUAUCGAAGAUCCUGCGUUUCCUGUUAAUAUUAGUGAGGAACAUUACUUGGAUCAUCUGUUCCCUAAAGAAAAGCUUGUUUAUCUUACCCCUCAUUGUCGUGAUGAAUUGAGAAUAUUUUCUGCUGAUGACAUCUAUAUAGUAGGAGCCUUGGUUGACAAGCAGAACAAUGAGCCUUUGUCGCUGGCCAAAGCGAAGAGUGAAGGUAUCCGAAUGGCGCAAUUGCCGUUGGAUCGUUACUUGGAUUGGGGCCUAGGCACAAAAUCUCUCACUAUCAACCAAGUGUUGAAGAUCCUACUGGACGUGCGCACCACUGGAGAUUGGAAUCGUGCACUCACCAAUGUUCCGAAGAGGAAAGUGAAGCAACCUGGAGAACAAGUCAGAGACACAAGGAAGUUCUACAACAGAGGGACCACCUUUCAGCCUCCUAAUUCUCGGAAUUGGAGGAAUAGAUAUUUAGAACCCAUCCAUCAGGGUGGUGGUUUCAGAAAUGAAGAAACCCAAGAGAAAAAUCUGCAAAGAUCAUCAAGGAAAACAUCUUAGUUCAAAAAUAGAUGUUAAGUAGACUGUACAGUUACCAUUAAAUAUUUUUCUAUAGUCA
Messenger RNA from Homalodisca vitripennis (glassy-winged sharpshooter), 1607 nucleotides. RefSeq names its product mitochondrial ribonuclease P protein 1 homolog (gene rswl). Gene Ontology annotation, cellular component: nucleoplasm; mitochondrion; nucleus. Bases 101 to 1549 code for a protein of 482 amino acids. The transcript has 3 exons. Gene Ontology annotation, molecular function: tRNA binding. Gene Ontology annotation, biological process: positive regulation of mitochondrial translation; mitochondrial tRNA 5'-end processing. The record is from RefSeq and is a predicted model, not a curated record. Lineage: Eukaryota; Metazoa; Arthropoda; Insecta; Hemiptera; Cicadellidae.